AUCUGUAGGGACUGCAGCAUCCUGGGCCAAUGUCCGGCAUGGGCACUGCACAUGGUUAUAUUAAUAGGAUGUACCCCAACAAACCAUAUAGCCAGUAUGGUAGCACAUUCAGAUCUGGAAUAGGCUUUGGAUCUAAUGGUUAUGAUAUGCGAACAAAUGGACUGAGGGGACAAGGCAAUGGUUACUUUGGUUCUGUCAAUGAUAUCAUGGACAGUUUUAAUGAAUUGAACAGGGGACCUAAGAACCAAAAGGGUGUCACUCCUGUCUCAGCAGCUACGGAGGGGCAAAAUAUUUCCUCAAAUGGAACCAAGGAUGAGGAGAAAGAAAAGGAAUACAUUGUUCCAGACCGUGAACAAUAUAACCGAGAGGAUUUCCCCGUGGAUUUCGACGAUGCCAAGUUCUUUGUUAUUAAAUCAUACAGCGAGGAUGAUGUGCAUAAAAGCAAGUACAAUGUUUGGGCUAGCACACCAAACGGUAACAAAAAGCUUGAUGCAGCUUACCAGGAGGCUAAUCAGAAAUCUGCUCACUGCCCUACAUUUCUUUUCUUCUCGGUCAAUACAAGUGGACAAUUUGUUGGCCUUGCUGAAAUGGUAGGGCCUGUCGAUUUUCAGAAGAACGUAGAAUUCUGGCAACAGGACAAGUGGACUGGUUGUUUCCCACUAAAUUGGCACAUUGUUAAGGAUGUACCUAACAACUCCUUGAAGCACAUUACCCUAGAGAACAAUGAGAAUAAGCCCGUCACGAAUAGCAGGGAUACACAAGAGAUCAAGCUCGAGCAAGGGCAUAAGUUGCUCAAAAUCUUCAAGGAGCAUUCCAGCAAAACUUGCAUUUUAGAUGAUUUUGAAUUUUACGAGGUUCGCCAGAAAGCAAUCCAGGAGACAAAGGCUAAACAUCAGUUGCAAAAGCAGGUGUGGGAAGGAAAGCUGCCUGCAUGAGCAGCAGAUGAAAAGAAAGAUGUAGCAACAAACGGGGAUGUAAUUGUUUUGGAAAACG
Messenger RNA from Hibiscus syriacus, 993 nucleotides. RefSeq names its product YTH domain-containing protein ECT2-like. Gene Ontology annotation, cellular component: cytoplasm. The coding region runs from base 30 to 935 and encodes 301 amino acids. Gene Ontology annotation, biological process: mRNA destabilization. The transcript has 4 exons. The record is from RefSeq and is a predicted model, not a curated record. Gene Ontology annotation, molecular function: mRNA binding. NCBI's taxonomy places the organism in Eukaryota, Viridiplantae, Streptophyta, Magnoliopsida, Malvales, Malvaceae.